Molecule: messenger RNA, 402 nt
Organism: Soboliphyme baturini
Lineage: Eukaryota; Metazoa; Nematoda; Enoplea; Dioctophymatida; Soboliphymatidae
Source: the annotation of a GenBank genome assembly
AUGAUCGGAGGAUUGAACGUGUUGAGGGACUGCGAGGUGGCGCAUGUACCUCCAGGAUAUGAAAACCAAAUAGUGCCCGUGGCCUCGCUGGCUUUGGCCACGUUCGAACGGUCCGACGUCCGCGUCCUCCUGCACGACGUGCAGCAGCUCCGGUUCGAGAUUGUCACCUUCGAUGGCCAUGGCGCAGGAGCGACGCAGUCAGCGACGCAGUCACGGGCUGAGGAAGCGGCAACGGCGGCGGCGGCGGCGGCGGCGGCGGCGGCGCUGCUGUUGCUGCUUCGGAGGCAAGAACUCCUGCUGCUGUUGCUGUUGCUGUCGCUGUCGCACUGCUUGCCGCAUGGCGUUUCCGCACAAUUCGCAUGUGUGCCGGUCGGUCGAAAAUGCGAGCACUUGCCAUAUUAG